Messenger RNA from Populus nigra (black poplar), 2292 nucleotides. RefSeq names its product vacuolar protein sorting-associated protein 45 homolog. The record is from RefSeq and is a predicted model, not a curated record. The transcript is spliced from 13 exons. Gene Ontology annotation, biological process: vesicle-mediated transport; intracellular protein transport. Bases 165 to 1871 code for a protein of 568 amino acids. NCBI's taxonomy places the organism in Eukaryota, Viridiplantae, Streptophyta, Magnoliopsida, Malpighiales, Salicaceae. Gene Ontology annotation, cellular component: Golgi membrane.
AUCGCAGCAGCUACGUGAAAUUAAAGGCCGCGAUAUUGUCAUAUAUAAUACGAAAAAAACGGUGCGUUUUAAAAUUCUAUGCGGAUCUGAGUAAAAUCACACCAAAUUCUCUCGUCAAUUUCCACCAUCUCCAUCACUAGUAGAUCUCGACGGUCACAAAAAAAAUGGUGCUAGUAUCCGCUGCACGUGAUUACGUGAACCGGAUGUUGCAGGACAUCUCCGGUAUGAAGGUUCUCAUUCUCGAUUCCCAAACGGUUAGUAUUGUAAGUGUUGUGUAUUCACAAUCAGAAUUACUACAAAAGGAGGUAUUUUUGGUAGAAUUGGUAGAUUCUAUAUCGAAGUCGAAAGAAUCAAUGUCCCAUCUUAAAGCAGUAUACUUCCUUCGCCCAACAUUGGAGAAUAUUCAGCAUUUGCGGCGUCAGCUGGCUAAUCCUAGAUUCGGAGAGAGUCAUUUAUUUUUCUCCAACAUGUUGAAGGAUACUCAGAUUCAUAUAUUAGCUGAUUCGGAUGAACAGGAAGUUGUGCAGCAAGUUCAGGAGUAUUAUGCAGACUUUGUUGCAAUUGAUCCUUAUCAUUUCACUUUGAACAUCCCUUCAAAUCACAUGUAUAUGCUUCCAGCGGUUGUAGAUCCUCCUGGUUUGCAACAGUUCUGUGAUAGAAUUGUUGAUGGCAUAUCAACGGUCUUUUUGGCAUUGAAACGAAGACCUGUUAUUCGAUAUCAAAGGACCUCUGAUAUUGCAAAAAGGAUAGCACAGGAAACAUCAAAGCUUAUGUACCAGCAGGAAAGUGGCCUUUUUGAUUUCAGACGUACAGAGAUUUCUCCUUUGUUGCUUAUAGUUGAUCGAAGGGAUGACCCUGUUACCCCAUUAUUAAACCAAUGGACAUAUCAGGCUAUGGUUCAUGAAUUGAUAGGUAUUCAUGAUAACAAAGUGGAUUUGAGUAGUACUGGAAAAUUACCCAAAGACCAGCAGGAGGUUGUUUUGUCAUCAGAGCAAGAUGCCUUCUUCAAAGCUAAUAUGUAUGAGAACUUUGGAGAUAUUGGAAUGAGCAUCAAGAGGAUGGUGGAUGAUUUUCAGCAAGUUGCAAAAAGUAACCAAAACAUCCAAACAAUAGAAGACAUGGCCAAGUUUGUUGACAGUUACCCUGAGUACAGAAAAAUGCACGGCAAUGUUUCAAAGCAUGUGACAUUGGUCACAGAAAUGAGCAAGAUAGUUGGAGAGCGAAGGCUGAUGUUAGUUUCAGAAAGGGAACAGGAUUUGGCUUGCAAUGGUGGGCAAGUGGCUGCAUUUGAGGCAGUGACAAAUCUUCUAAACAAUGAAAGUGUUUCUGAUAUUGACCGACUACACUUGGUAAUGUUAUAUGCAUUGCGCUAUGAGAAGGAGAGCCCUGUUCAAUUAAUGCAGCUUUUUAACAAACUGGCUUCUCAAUCUCCCAAGUACAAGCCUGGGCUAGUCCAAUUCCUCCUGAAGCAAGCAGGUGUGGAUAAGCGUACCGGGGAUCUUUAUGGGAACCGAGAUCUUCUGAACAUUGCUCGUAACAUGGCACGUGGUCUUAAGGGGGUUGAAAAUGUAUACACCCAGCACCAGCCUCUUCUGUUCCAAACUAUGGAAAGCAUAAUCAAGGGGCGGUUGAGAGAUGUGGACUACCCAUUUGUUGGAAAUCACUUUCAACAGGGAAGGCCGCAAGAUGUGGUUAUUUUCAUUGUUGGUGGAACAACAUAUGAGGAGUCACGCUCUGUUGCUCUCCAAAAUGCCAGCAAUUCUGGAACUCGUUUUAUCCUUGGUGGUUCUGUGGUUCUCAAUUCUAAGAGGUUCCUGAAGGACCUGGAAGAAGCUCAGAGAGUAGCUAAAUCCAGCACCAACGUGGUUUGAAGUGCAAUUCCCAUCUGUAGCUGUUUGAGAUCCAUGUAUAUACUUGUUUGCGGCUUUAGAAGGUCAUUGUGUUUUGAUGACUAGAAGUGGAAAAGUUGUCCAGAAGAUUGCAGCAGCAGCAGCUUCAUGACAGGUAUCGCCGUGUUGUUACUGCAAUGGGCAAGAGUUGGAUUGAUGAAUUUCACUCCCUUGCAUGGCAGUCGGAAUGUGAAGAGUUUCAAAAGCCUGUAACACACUGUUAAAUUAAUGUUCAUGCAUGUAUUAUCUCACCUAACCAAGCCACAGUCAGAUCUCUCGGUGCUUGGAUUUUUAGUUUCAUACAAGAAAAGAGGAGGAACGAUGUUUAUCCAUUAUAGAGUUUCUUACAUUGGUGUCAGUUUAAACGAAAGAAAAAUAAAAUAAAAUAAAUUUGUUGUACACA